This is a messenger RNA of Phialemonium atrogriseum, 1779 nucleotides long. RefSeq names its product major facilitator superfamily domain-containing protein. NCBI's taxonomy places the organism in Eukaryota, Fungi, Ascomycota, Sordariomycetes, Cephalothecales, Cephalothecaceae. Gene Ontology annotation, cellular component: membrane. Bases 382 to 1779 code for a protein of 465 amino acids. Gene Ontology annotation, molecular function: transmembrane transporter activity. The record is from RefSeq and is a predicted model, not a curated record. Gene Ontology annotation, biological process: transmembrane transport. The transcript is spliced from 4 exons.
GGGAGACAUGGAGCAAUCUUUCACCCUCGCAUUUUUGCGGAGAAUCAUCUCACAUCUCUGGGGGAGUGAGAACCACUCAUCCGUUACCCCAGCAUUGUCGAUGCAGCCACGUCGUAGAUCCGCGUCACUGGCCUGAUUACCCUGCAUCCGGCACGAGGGAACCCGCAAAUCCGAGGUCUUGGUUUUUGACAUUGCGAACAGACACAAGCCUGAGCAUAAAAAGCUCUCCAGUGGCAUGUCAACAACGAGAAUCUGUUUUCAGGACCAGCGGCGAUCUUGGUCCCCUUCCUCACCUAUCUUUCAACCCCCGAUAUCUUCUUCCUUCUGCCAUUGCUCUGUCGUUUACUCAACGCGAGCGAACAGCCCAGCCCAGCUUCUACAAUGUCCGAUCAGGCGGACAAGAUGGAGAGUCUCCAGAUUGAGAAGCCCGAUCUCAAGGUCAACCAGGGCCCCGAUGAUGGCUACAUCCCCGACACCGAGGAGGAGCGCAAGCUUGUCCGGAAGAUCGACCUAAUGUUGCUACCGACUAUAUGGCUUAUGUACCUCCUGUCGUACAUGGACAGAACGAAUGUUGGAAACGCAAAGAUCGCUGGAAUGGCAGAUGACCUCGACCUCUCCUCGGACCGGUACUCGCUUGUGCUCACCCUCUUCUUCGUCGGCUAUGUCGUGUUCGAAGUCCCUUCGAACAUGGUACUCGCCCGCGCUCGCCCUAGCAUCUUCCUUCCAACCAUCAUGUUCCUAUGGGGUUGUGUCACCCUCGCCACAGCCUGGGUGCCCAACUAUGCAACACUCGUGGGUCUCCGCGUCCUCGUCGGUCUGCUCGAGGCAGGUUUCGCCCCGGGUGUCCUGCUCCUGCUGUCGUCCUGGUACAAGAAGGAUGAGCAGGGCAAGCGAUUCGCUGUCUACAUCUCAGCCUCCAUCCUGUCGGGAGCUUUCGGUGGCUUGAUCGCCGGCUCCAUCACUGCUGGCCUGGACGGCGUCCACGGAAUUGCUGGCUGGAGAUGGCUGUUCAUUGUAGAGGGCGCCGCCACCGCGGGCUGGUCCGGCAUCGCCAUUUUCCUCCUCCCCGACUUCCCGGCCACGACCAAAGCGCUCAACGACCGGGAACGAGAGCUCGCAAUCCGGAGGCUGGAACACGACCAUGCCAGGUUCAACUCUCAGGCGGAAGAUGCGAGCCUGGGUCAUUGGGCGGCGCUCAAGCUCGGCCUGUCGAACUGGAGGACGUGGCUCUUCGUCGUCGGAUACAUGGCCAUUGUUGGUUCAGCGACCCUCUCCUACUUCUACCCGACUCUCGUCAACGGGCUUGGAUACACCUCACACAUGGCCCAGUACAUGACCAUCCCAAUCUACGUCGCGGCUUUCGUGUGCACCAUGAUCAGCAGCUAUUUCGCCGACCGCAUGCCCAAGUAUCGCGGCGUGAUGAUCACCAGUUGGAUGGCCGUUUCGAUGGUGGGCUCCAUCAUCACCUGCACCGUCUACCAAUUCCGCGCCCGCUACGCCCUCCUCGUCAUCAUAGCCUCUGGCCUCUGGGUCUCAAAUGCCUUAUCGCUGGCCUACGCCUCUUCGACAUUCGGCUCGAUGCCCAACGAGACAAAGGCUAUCUGCCUCGCCUUUGUCAACGCCAUGGGGAACCUGGCCCAGAUCUACGGAGCUUACCUCUUUCCCUCCGAGGACGCGCCAAAAUACCUUAUGGGCUUCGGCGUCAUCAGCGGUCUCUGCUUUACUGGUAUUUUGUCGUAUCUCGCCCUGUUUGUCUUGUUGAAGCGAUACCCGCAGUAA